Ctenopharyngodon idella (grass carp) is the source of this 2751-nucleotide messenger RNA. It is a transcript of the gene nxnl2, whose product is annotated as nucleoredoxin like 2. The coding region runs from base 240 to 710 and encodes 156 amino acids. Gene Ontology annotation, biological process: photoreceptor cell maintenance; sensory perception. The transcript is spliced from 2 exons. The record is from RefSeq and is a predicted model, not a curated record. Lineage: Eukaryota; Metazoa; Chordata; Actinopteri; Cypriniformes; Xenocyprididae.
AGCCAACCUCACCAUAGUAGGAAGCGAUUUGUAAAUACGCCUCCCUCUAACCAAAGCUGUCAAAGAGUGCACGGGAUCGCAGUAAACAUUGAGCAGAGGUGCUUUUCCAUAUGUUAAACGUACUUAAGACACUUUUUACGAAACAAAGCAAUACUUUAACAGUAAUUUAGGCACUUAUCCGGGUGGAUAGAAAACUCCUGAGCGCAGGUUAACUGGACGCGCACCUGAGAUCUUCAGCGAUGGUCGAGGUGUUUUCAGGCCGAACACUCGUGAAUAAAGAGGGAGAUUUGGUCGAUCCAGAGGAAGCUCUCAGGAAUAAAGUGGUUGGCCUGUAUUUCUCAGCCGGAUGGUGUCCACCCUGCCGAGACUUCACGCCGCUGCUGUGUGAUUUCUACACGGAGCUGGUGGAGGAGACCGAACCACCUGCACAGUUCGAAAUCGUGUUCAUAUCCUCUGAUAAAUCCACAGAAGACAUGGUGGAGUAUUACCAUGACAUGCACGGGGACUGGCUGGCUUUGCCCUGGACGGAUCCAUAUAAACAUGAACUCAAGAAGAGAUACAACAUCACAGCCGUACCAAAGCUGGUCAUCGUGAAGGAGAACGGUCAGGUCAUCACUGACAAAGGCCGAAAACAGAUCAGAGACCAGGGUCUGGCGUGCUUCCGGAGCUGGGUUGAGGUGGCCGAGAUCUUCCAGAACUUUAAAGCCUAGGAAUCACAUGGAGGUGUUUCCCGAAUCGCACUGAAUCCCCAAGGUCUGUUGAAACCAACAUGUACCUGCAGAAAAGAGCCAGAACAUUUUAAUGCAAAAGAUUAUCUUCAGGUCAACAACCCACACGACUAGUUAAAAGAUCCAUUCGUGCUGCUUAACAAAGUUGGUAACACUUUACAAUAAGGAUAAUAUGAACUAACAAUGAACAAUACUUCUAAAGCACUUAUUAAUCUUAGUUAAAGGGUUAGUUCACCCACAAAUGAAAAUUCUGUCAUUAAUUACUCACCCUCAUGUCGUUCCACACCCAUAAGACCUUCGUUCAUCUUCAGAACACAAAUUAAGAUAUUUUUGAUGAAAUCUGAUGGCUCAGUGAGGCCUCCAUUGACAGCGAGAUAAUUAACACUUUCAAUGCCCAGAAAGCUACUAAAGACAUAUUUAAAACAGUUCAUGUGACUACAGUGGUUCAACCUUAAUGUUAUGAAGCGACGAAAUUUCAGUGGUUCACCACUGGGGGGCGAUGAUCUCUGUGAACUAUGGAUGGCUCAGCUAAUCAGGCCAAUAAGAGACUAUUAACUACUAUUAUUCUUUUUAAUGUCUAAUUAAAACAUUUACAAAUGUAUAAAACUGAUCAGAGAUCAGGUAAAACCUAUAGACUAUGAUUCAUGGGUUCACAGAGAUCAUCGCCCCCUAAUGGUGAACAGUUGAAUUUUCAAAACGUUUUGAAACUCUUAUGACAUAACGAAGCCUCGUUUACUGAAAUCACAUGACUUUGGCAGUUUGAUACACGGCUCGAUCUACUGAUUCAAAACAGAAGAUUCGUAAAGAUUCGAAGCUUCAUGAAGCAGUGUUUUGAAAUCGCCCAUCACUAGAUAUUGUUGAAAAGUCGUUAUUUUGUUUUUUUGGCGCACAAAAAGUAUUCUCGUCGCUUUAUAACAUUAAGGUUGAACCACUGUAGUCAGAUGAACUGUUUUUAAAUAUGUCUUUAGUAGCUUUCUGGGCAUUGAAAGUGUAAAUGAACUUGCUGUCAAUGCAGGCCAUUGGAUUUCAUCAAAAAUAUCUAAAUUUGUGUUCCGAAAUUUGUGUUUGGAACGACAUGAGGGUGAGUAAUUAAUGACAUAAUUUUUAUUUUUGGGUGACCUAACUCUUUAACUAACAAUGAAGAGUUGUAUUUUUAUUAUCUAACGUUAACAAAGAUUAAUGAACACUGUAACAAAUGUAUUGCUCAUUGUUAAUUAAUGCAUUUUUUAAUGUAACCUUAUUGUAAAGUGUUACCCUGACGUUUUAACGACUUUACUAUUAUUCUUAAUAAUGUGGUAGUGAAUAAAUAUUUGACUCGUAGUGUAUUUCAAAUGCUUUUACUACUUAUUUUUUAUACAGCUGCUUUUAUAAGAAUCUAUUUAUAUGAAUCUCUAUUCUGGUAAUAUAUGAAUGCUGUGAAUCUAUGCAUCUUCUCUGAUGUUUGUUACUUGAAGAAUUGCAGAUGUUUACUGCUUCUGUUGUUAUGGAACAUCUAAAUGUUUCCUAUUCCUCUGAGUCUCAUUAAAACGCACAGAUCGUCUUCAGAGAGUCUUUUUCCACAGCACUCAGUUCCCCGGCCGUAUCUGUUUUGCUUUCAGUUGCAAAACACGCGCCGAACCCAUUCCUUUAAUAUGUCAACACCAACGUGACUAAUGGAGGAAUAUUGUGCAGAGAAAUGAGCUGUGGGAUUAUGAUUGCUCAUAUACCUGACUAAGCAAAGCGUUUGAAUUAAGAUAUGACAUUAAGAUGAGGCUAAUCUGCCAUUUCAGGGAAUAAAACAAUUAAUAUAGUGCAUAAUAAUUAACUACUGUAAUACAAUACCCGUGUUUAAUGUAAUGAGGUUCCCCACUGAAAUUUCUUUAAGCAUCUAUUUUAUUUUAUUAUAUAUUUAAUUAAUUGUCAUUUAUUUAUUUCACUGCUGUGUCAUGCCACUUUAAUCUCUUCUCUAAAUAUUUUUUCUGUAGUCACAUGUUAUUUGUAUGCCUACAUGUUAUCAAUAAAUACUACGAAUAUUAAGUCAUGA